Molecule: messenger RNA, 5051 nt
Organism: Ictalurus furcatus (blue catfish)
Lineage: Eukaryota; Metazoa; Chordata; Actinopteri; Siluriformes; Ictaluridae
Product: TRPM8 channel-associated factor homolog
Exons: 9
Coding region: 1401-4151 (916 amino acids)
Source: RefSeq, a predicted model, not a curated record
CACACACAUACACACAAUAUGAUAUACAAAAACUAAUAGGCAUGAGUAAAUGAGGCAGGGCAGGAACCCAAAGAAAGAGAUGAUAACUACAUCUUUUAGAACAGGUAAUUCUGGCUUAAAUCUAACAUCACACAGAAUAAGAAAACAUCCCACUGGACUCUGCACACAUUCCAAUACACAAGAGACGGUAAAACGCAUUCUGUUAGACUACAAAAGAUAUGAGGACGUAAGAACUGAGCUAGAGAUGCAAAUUGGAAAGCAAAACAUGACACUAGAGAACUUGUUGGAAAAAACAACUGGAAAAGUGCACCGUUCCCUAAAAAAUUAUCUGAAAAAUACUGGGAUAAAUGAGAGACUUCAGUAAUUCAAUUCAAAUUUGAUUAAUUAUCAAUAUUUCAUUUAAAAUGUUAGUUUUGCAGACAUGGAAUCCAUGUUUUAAUAUAAAUGCUUGUAACGGAAACCCUCCUACUUAGCUAUAUUACUGAAAUACACAAUUAUUUUAACAGAAGGGCCCACACAAUUAUGUUUAAUUACUUCUCACUUUAACUUUGAGUAAAAAAACAUUGUAACAAGUAAUCAUAAACACGUGCAUACAAUGCACACAAGGUAACCACAAAUUGCACAAUGCACAUUACUGUAAAAAUUAAAUAAAAACAUUGUAAACAUGCAACAGUGAAAUUGAUUAACAACUUGAAACUUUUAAGAAAUAAAACCGUUUCAAAAUCCAAAAACAUGAAAGAUGGCGACAUCUCAGGACGAGAGGCGAACUACAGAUAUUAUUCACAUCCUCUCAAGUAAAGCACGCGCAUCAAUAUUAAUAAUAUAAUAGUUAUAUUUUCUAAAAUAUAUAUCACUUCGUUAAAUUGAAGAUCGAUUAAAAUGGGAGAAUCGUUUUUUUUUGUUUUUUUUGUUUUACCCAGCCCUAAUAAUUAUUCAUGUGUAUCAAAACAUUGCACCAAACGGUAUUGAUGCGUAGUUUGAGGUUUUCCCUGAUCUAACACACCUGAUCCAGCUAAUGAAGGACUUGAUAAAUAGCAGAUCCUGUGCACUGAAACAGGAAAACUGUGUAUGCAGUAGGUUUAUCAUGCUGCAUGUGUAAAUAGUCAGUAAUGUUGAGGUAAUCAGCAUUGUCAGGUCUGGGCGGCAGUCUUUCUCCUUGACAAACCUCUGAUCACACAAAUGAUUAUCCUGAAGAACAUCCUGAAGCCGAGUCUGUGUGCGAGUCACUACAGCAGGACAGUCUGAUGUUGUGUGAAGAAAACGCUUCAUCUUCAACCUCUCUGCUAUUCAUUCCUACAAGCUGUACUACAACUUCAGAAGCCCUCAUCCUUAUAAAUUACCUCAGGCUAGAAAUACCAAAGACCAACCAUUCUCCAAACUAAAUAAAUAACAGAAGCACAAUGGAACGAGAGUUGGACUACUGCGCUCUUAUGAAGGGGAUUCAGGAGCUUGAUUUCCAAGGGAAUACAGUGCCAAGUGACCUUGUGCUAACAGGCAACCAUGCCUUCCCACUCUCCAUGAAUCCAAGAGGUCAGGUCCUAAUGGCUGCAUCUCGCUAUGGUCAGGGACGUAUAGUAGUGUUGGGACAUGAGGAGUAUUUAACACGUUUCCCAGUCCUAGUUGAGAAUGCCUUGACUUGGCUUAUGCCGUCUGAGUCUGAAAGCACAACUGUAGGCAUUCAAAAGGAUCUCAGUUCAACUGCAGAGAACUUAUCCUACUGCUCUAUGAAAACCAAGGUAGGAGAUUUCCAAGAUGUCGGUUUAGCAGUCUAUGUCACCGAUGCCUACAGUGUCGAGUCAUGUGCCAAAGAGUUAGUAGCCUUCCUUAAAUCUGGAGGAGGCUUGCUCAUUGCCGGUCAGGCUUGGAACUGGGCUCAAUCCCAUCCAGGAAAGAAUACGUUACUUGGCUUCCCCGGCAACAAAGUGUGCAGUGUGGCAGGAAUCUAUUUCUCAGAGCUUCCAGGGGAAUGUGGCAAAUUUCUUGUGCCCAUGCAAAUUCCCUCAAGCUGGUUGGCAGUGUCGAUUGGUAAGGACUUCAAAGAUGACCUGCAUUUCCUACUACAAGGUGUUUCAGAGUUUGAUGUUCGAGGUGGAGCUUUAGCAUCUGAAGUGAUGGCACAUGGACCCUUAGCCUUUCCGAUUGCACUUACCACAUGUGGUAGAGCGUUCAUUGCUGGGGCCUACUAUGGACAGGGGAGAAUAAUUGUGGCCACCCAUGAAGGCUUCCUUGGUCGUGAUUCACUGUCUAGCUUCUUGAUCAACGCUAUCCGCUGGCUUGAUGAAGGACGUAAAGGGGUUAUUGGAAUCAUGCCAGAACUUAAAGAUGCCCAUCGUGUUCUGAGCAAGUCAGGGCUAAAUUGUCAAUUCACUGGAUUUAGGGAAGACCUCAGUGUCUUUGUCUGUACCUCCUACAAUGAUUCUCAACGUCACCAGAUCCAGGAGUUUGUAGCAGAGGGUGGAGGUCUCAUGAUAGGAGGUCAUGCUUGGUACUGGGCACAAACCAACCCUAACCGCAAUGUGAUGACCGAUUACCCAGGAAACCGUAUCCUCAAUAAAAUGGGACUGUGUCUCAUUGGUAAUACCUUGAAAGGUGACUUGUAUAAAGUCCAGCAAAUAAGGGAAGAUGGGGAAGGUGGUACACCGGCAUAUCAUUUCCGUGACUUGCUGCAGCGCUUUGCUAGCCAUGCCAUCCAGGGCCAGGAUCUUAGUGCACGUGACCAGGAAUGUCUGCAGAAGCUGAGAAAUGAUUGCACAAAUUAUCUGCGCAUGCAGGCUCAUAAAAGUGCUUCCUAUACUUCAAUGGUUUCACUGAUCACAGAUAUGGUGAAAGAGGCAGGAGUUCCACAAGUGUGUCAUAAAUGCCCUGUUAAAAAUACCAAAGAUAAACUGUUGCUUCAUGUGGGAAGUGAGGUGUACAAGGUGUGCAAAGAUCCUGAUGCACUUCUGCCAUUCAUCAUCACCGACAUACCCAACCUACCUACAGUGUCCAACGCGAGAGUCCGGAUCAGUGCAGACACAUCUGGUGGUGAAGAGUGGAUAAGCACAGGUCUGUAUCUUUCUCCUGGAAUGAGGACUUACAUUACAGUACCUGAAGAAAUCAAAGGCAAAGGUUGGCAGCUGCAGAUUGGAUGUCAAACAGAUUGCUUGGGUGAGGCAGAUGUUCUGAAACGCGCUCCUGUGGUGCACAAGCGGUUUCCUUUGGGGAGUGACAUGCCGCAGAUCUGGAAUUUGUGGGGAGGCCUCAUAUACCUGAUUGCACCACCCAAGAGCAAAGUGGCUGGGGUAGAGGUUAUUGUACAGACGGCCGUCAAAGCACCAUACUACAAGUCUGGACAAACCAGUGUAGCAGACUGGGUGAAGAAGAUCCGUAAUGCACCAGCUCCUUGGGCAGAGCUCGAGUUUGAGAAUAUAAUCAUUACCUUACAGUCGGACAUCAUACGUAAACUGGACCGUCCUGAUGAGGUGGCGGCUCUCUGGGAUUCCAUCAUGAAGGGAGUGGCCGACUUGGCUGCAAAACCUGCCAAGUUUCCACGCAAGGAACGUUUUGUUGCCGAUGUUCAGAUCUCACACGGUUUCAUGCAUGCUGGCUACCCUGUAAUGAUUCACUCCGACUCUGCCGCAGCACUUCUGAACCCAGAGACCGCUCGUACACAGGGUAUUUGGGGGGCCAUUCAUGAAUUGGGGCAUAAUCAGCAGUGCUCGGUGUGGGAGUUCCCUCCAAAUACCACAGAGUGCACCUGUAACCUGUGGUCGGUGUAUGUGCAUGAGGAGGUGCUGCGGGUUAACAGGGCAAAGGCUCAUCCGAACAUGUCUCCAGAAAACCGAAAGGCUCGAGCUGAGAAUUAUGCUAAGGGAGGCCGGAAGCUGGAAAACUGGAGUGUCUGGACAGCCCUGGAGACAUACAUGCAGCUGCAAGAUAAAUUUGGCUGGGAUGCUUUCAAGAAAGUCUUUGCAGCCUAUCAUGGCAUCACUAACGUCCCAAACAAUCGAGAUGGAAAGAUGAACUUGUACGCUGAAACAUUCUCAAAGGCGGUGAACAUGAAUCUUGCUCCUUUCUUCAAAGCUUGGGGUUGGCCCAUUCAGCCCAGCACUGAGGAAACACUCAGCAAUCUGCCUACAUGGCAUGACCAUCCCAUGACCCAGUAUGCUUAAUUCCCCAAUCCCAGUAUGCUUGUCACAGUGCACACACAUCUUGGUGGGGGGUUCCCCUUUUUUCUUUUUGGUGCUGGCUUGGGUAUGAAUGUAAUGGUGAUAAAUAUAAACAUGAGUGAAAAAUAAUUCUGAGGUGCAUAUAUAUCUAUCUCUACAUGAUAUAGUUGUGUUUAUUAGAUUACUGUAUAACUGACACAUUAUAAGCACAUCAUACUUGCAGCUAAUCUCCUUUUGGAUGCAAAUAUCUAUAGCUAUUCUGUAGAAUCAGCCAGAUCUAUGCAUGCUGUUUACAAAAUAAAUAUUGAAAUAUAAUGGCUAUACUGUGGUUAUGUUGUCAUUAUCAGUCAUGGUUUAGAUAUGAAUUAACUUCAUUACCAAGUAGAUCUAAAAGUGUUUUCAUUAUUUAAUUGAAUUAUUUUGUUUUUAUUUUAGCAUGGGAUAUGAGAAACAGGAAAGUGGGGUCAUCUUGAAACUGGUGUCAAAUAUUUACAGCACUGUUUGUGCUGGGAGGGGGGACAUGUAUAAAUAAAACCCUACCAUGUCCCUCUGUUUAAGCUCAAAACAUUAUUGCAUGUUAUUCUUUUAGUACCUUAGUGGUUGUGUUUGGAAGUUUGUGUAUGACCAUUACAAACAAAUGGUAAAAAAUUCAAUUAAAAGGUAAGACAGGGUUUGUUUGUUUUUUUUUUUAAAAUGUGAUGAACUCCAAGAUAGGUGGUGCUGUUCUGUACAUCAAUGAUCCUGAAGAAUAAGCUGCUGUUGCUCUGAGUGGGGUUAGGUGUUGCUAUGUGCUGACACUUUCUUAAUAUUUUCACUCUAAAAUAUACGAAGAAGAUAAUACUUUAUUAAUCCCCAAAUGGAGAAAUUAGGGUGUCACAGCAGCAGCCAAAAAGGCAAAAAGAA